Selaginella moellendorffii is the source of this 1210-nucleotide messenger RNA. Its product is annotated as peroxidase 57. The record is from RefSeq and is a predicted model, not a curated record. Gene Ontology annotation, molecular function: peroxidase activity; heme binding. The transcript is spliced from 4 exons. Gene Ontology annotation, biological process: response to oxidative stress; hydrogen peroxide catabolic process. The coding region runs from base 106 to 1080 and encodes 324 amino acids. NCBI's taxonomy places the organism in Eukaryota, Viridiplantae, Streptophyta, Lycopodiopsida, Selaginellales, Selaginellaceae. Gene Ontology annotation, cellular component: plant-type cell wall; plasmodesma.
UCUUACCUUGGAUCCAUUAGUAUAUAAAGUGUGGAACUUGGGAAGAACACCAUAUAGUCAGUGUACGAAAGAAGGAAAAGAACAGAGAUAUAGAAAGCCAUAGCUAUGGGAAGUAGAGGAAACUCUGUUCUUGCUAUGGUUUUUCUUCUUUUGUUUGCCGGGAAUGUGGAGGUCAUUGGCCAGAGCAGUGGAUUGCGAGUGGGAUUCUACUCGAGAUCGUGCCGCAAUGUAGAACCCAUUGUUAGAGGCGUGGUGCAGAGGUUUCUCGGUAGGGAUAGGACGGUCACGGCGGCACUGCUGCGGCUCUUCUUCCACGAUUGCUUCGUCCGAGGAUGCGAUGCUUCUUUGUUGCUCAACUCCACGAGAACCAACCGAUCCGAGAAGGAGCACGGAGCAAACGGGAGCGUCCGGGGGUAUGAUCUUAUCGACGCCGCCAAGGCCGAGGUGGAGAGGCAAUGCCGGGGGGUUGUCUCGUGUGCCGAUAUCGUGGCAUUGGCGACGAGAGAUUCGAUCGCCCUGGCUGGAGGUCCAGACUACCCCGUUCCAACCGGGCGGAGGGACGGGAGAAUCUCCAUCGUGAACGACGCAAACGUCUUGCCGGAUCCAAACAGCAAUGCCAACGGUGCCAUCCAAGCCUUCGCAAACAAGGGCCUCACUCCGCAAGACCUUGUUCUCCUCCUGGGCGCUCACACUGUCGGAAUCACGCACUGCGGCUUCUUUCGCCACCGCCUCUUCAACUUCCGCGGCACCGGGCGAGCGGACCCGAGCAUGGAUCCGGCGCUGGUGAGGCAGCUCCAGCGCGCUUGCACCUCAGACUCGGUGGAAGUUUUCCUCGACCAAGGAACUCCAUUCCGUGUAGACAAGGUCUUCUUCGAUCAGCUCGUCUCCAACCGGGCGAUCCUCAUCAUCGACCAGCAGCUCCGGGUGGAGCAAAGAACAGACGACAUCGUCCGCGCGCUUGCAAACGGCACUCUCAACUUCAACGCCGCGUUCGCGCAGUCCAUGACCAAUAUGGGCAACUUGGAUGUGCUCACGGGCACGCGCGGCGAGAUUCGAAGAGUCUGCAGCGCUGUGAACUAAAGAACCCAAGAUUGUUUCCUCGAUGAUCGAGGCAGGAAAAAUUCCAUCUUUGUGUGCAUUGCAUUGUCGAAGGCAAGUUGAUCGUUGUACGUAAAGUUCAUAUAUAUAAAAACGAGAUCUUUGCAACAAA